Messenger RNA from Letharia columbiana, 606 nucleotides. RefSeq lists its product as uncharacterized. NCBI's taxonomy places the organism in Eukaryota, Fungi, Ascomycota, Lecanoromycetes, Lecanorales, Parmeliaceae. Gene Ontology annotation, cellular component: nucleolar ribonuclease P complex. The transcript has a single exon. Gene Ontology annotation, biological process: tRNA processing. Bases 1 to 606 code for a protein of 201 amino acids. The record is from RefSeq and is a predicted model, not a curated record.
AUGGCCGACACGGCAGCCGAAGCCAAGCUGAGGUUUCUCCAUGCCGCAGGACAUCUAUAUUCAGCCACUGCGCCGGCCACCUCUGCGCAGCUGAUGCUCCAACGGCGCCUCGAGAUGGCUGGCAGUGCCGGGCCCAAGGGCAACGAUGGGUCAAGCUCAUCAUGUAAGGCAUGCGGUACUGUCUUGAUCCCGGGAUGGACAUCGCAGAUUAGCCGAGUUGACAAACGAGCGUCAAAAAUGGCUAAUCCAAAACCUGGAUCCAAAAAGCAUACCCGGGGAAAGCUCUCUCCAAUUGCGGACAAGUAUGUACGGGUCAAAUGUCUAGCUUGUCAUCGCUUCGAGGAUACGCCUUUACAGAAGUCCAAGCCAAGUAGUAACAGCGAGACGGCAAAGGCUACAUCGCAGGCGACGUCUUCUUCAGAUGCUAAGCUACAACUAGACCCAGAGUCAAGCCCGCUUGAUAACUCUAGCAAGGCCAAUAAGCGGCGAGAAAGGGCUCGAAAGAACAAAAGCGGACUGCAAGCUAUGCUGGAGAAGUCCAAACUUCCUGCGGCACCUUCUUCUGGGUUUGGACUGGAUCUUUUGGACUUCAUGAAGCAGGAUUGA